CGGGAGGCCGUGGAAGCUGUGGUGAGGAGCUUCGCCAAGCACACGCAGGGCUACGGCCGAGUGAAUGUGGUGGAGGCGCUUCAGGAGUUUUGGCAGAUGAAGCAGUCCCGUGGGGCUGACUUGAAGAAUGGGGCGCUGGUGGUCUAUGAGAUGGUCCCCUCCAACAGCCCUCCGUACGUCUGCUACGUCACCCUGCCCGGCGGGAGUUGCUUUGGGAGCUUCCAGUUCUGCCCCACAAAAGCUGAGGCCCGGCGGAGUGCCGCAAAGAUUGCUCUUAUGAAUUCCGUGUUUAAUGAGCACCCCUCCCGGCGAAUCACCGACGAGUUCAUCGAGAAGAGCGUCUCCGAGGCCCUGGCGUCCUUCAACGGCAACAGGGAGGAGGCUGACAACCCCAACACAGGGAUUGGUGCCUUUCGAUUCAUGUUGGAGUCUAACAAGGGCAAGUCAAUGUUGGAGUUCCAGGAGCUAAUGACCGUGUUCCAACUGCUGCACUGGAAUGGCAGCCUGAAGGCCAUGAGGGAAAGACAGUGCUCCCGGCAGGAGGUGUUGGCGCACUAUUCACACCGAGCCCUGGAUGAUGAUAUUCGCCACCAAAUGGCACUGGACUGGGUGAGCCGGGAGCAGAGUGUGCCAGGGGCACUGUCGAGAGAGCUGGCCUCAACUGAGCGAGAGCUGGACGAAGCGCGGCUGGCAGGCAAGGAGCUGCGCUUCCACAAGGAGAAGAAGGAUAUUCUCAUGCUGGCUGCUGGGCAGCUGGGCAACAUGCAUUCUCCCAACUGCUAGGCACCCACGGGCCCACACACCUACCCUCUCCUGGUCCUUUUUAGAUGGCUCCUUUCUAAGACUUAGGAUGGUUUCUGUAUAUACUUUUUCAAUUUUAUACUUUCAAAUAUAGAUAUAUAUAUAUACACGUGUGUGUAUAAAUUCUA
Messenger RNA from Echinops telfairi (small Madagascar hedgehog), 929 nucleotides. RefSeq names its product limb and CNS expressed 1 like (gene LIX1L). Gene Ontology annotation, cellular component: cytoplasm. The record is from RefSeq and is a predicted model, not a curated record. Gene Ontology annotation, biological process: autophagosome maturation. The transcript is spliced from 6 exons. The annotation marks the transcript as partial. Lineage: Eukaryota; Metazoa; Chordata; Mammalia; Afrosoricida; Tenrecidae.